Messenger RNA from Microthlaspi erraticum, 825 nucleotides. NCBI's taxonomy places the organism in Eukaryota, Viridiplantae, Streptophyta, Magnoliopsida, Brassicales, Brassicaceae. The record is from the annotation of a GenBank genome assembly.
AUGGACUUGAUGAGCUUUUAUUCAAUUCCCCCACCGGUUAGGCGGCAUCAAGAGGAAGUGAACUACAUUGGUGGAAAUUUCGUGUAUCCUGGCCAGAACGUCUAUCAAGGAGCUCGAUACCAGCCUAAGCAACAAGUCUAUCCCAAGGGAUUCCAUCAGGUGGAGCAUCCCUUCACUUUCCCUCAAGCUGUUGCACCGGCUCAACAAGAAGAGAAGUUAGAUGUGGUCUUCAAAAGAUACAUGGAGGAGCAAAGGCAAACCACCCAUAGCCUCUAUGAGAAGCUAGAUCGUGUCUUCACUGAUCUUUGCAAAAAUUUUGGGCAUCUCUCCACUCAUGUCCAGAAUUUGGAGGUUCAAAUAGUCCAAACCGCGGAAGCCGUAGAGAAACAAAAUGAGGUAAUCCCUACAACAUUUUGUAGCAUUGUCUCACCUAAGGAAGACCAGCUCGUACCUAUACCUAAACCAUCUCUAGAAGGAGAAGAAGAAGCUGAGCCUAAGGAGAGCCAAAAACCGGAGAGGUUUCCAUGGGAGUCAAAGAGAGCAUACAAGAGAAGGCUUGUGAACAAGCCAUUGCCAAAGCUAGAAGAUCCGGGGAAGUUUGUGAUUCCCAUUUCUAUCAAUGGGUGUGAAAUCAAUGACUGCCUAUGUGACACUCACUACAAGAAAAAACUUCUUUCGUCUUAUUCUAGAUUUUGCGGGCAACAGAGGUUUGGCGUAGAUCUGGAGCUCAGAUUUUUGACGGUUGACGGCUCCAUAUCUACAGUAUUCGCCUUCAAUUUCGUCUCUCUAGCUUCUCACCAAUUUCACACCAUGGUUCCCAACUGA